AUGCGGCCCGCGGACCUCGAGUGUCCCCGCGUGCUCGGCUGGCGGCCUCUGCUGUGUCCGCUGCUCUUGCUGUUGCUGUCGCUGCUGCUGAAGCCGGUAACCCGCGCUCGGACCAUUGCAGGCGCCCCCAGCGCCCCCACAGCACUGGGAACAACCAGCGCCACGACCAUGCCCGAUGUUCCCAGUGCCCCAACCACGCCAAGCACCCCCAGGGCCCUGAGACUGCGGGAGCGCGCGAAGGCCCUGAUGCGGGACUUCCCGCUGGUGGAUGGCCACAACCAUCUGCCCCUGCUCCUGAGGCGGCUUUUCCAGAACAGGCUACAAGAUGUUAACCUGCGCAACUUCAGCCGUGGCCAGACCAGCCUGGACAAGCUUAUGGAUGGCCUUGUGGGUGCACAGUUCUGGUCAGCCUACGUCCCUUGCCAGACCCAGGGACAGGAUGCCAUACGCCUCGCACUGGAGCAGAUUGACCUCAUUCAUCGCAUGUGUGCUUCCUACGCUGAACUGGAGCUUGUGACCUCAGUCCAAGAUCUGAACAGCACUCAAAAGCUGGCCUGCCUCAUUGGUGUGGAGGGCGGUCACUCACUGGACAGCAGCCUCUCUGUUCUGCGUAGCUUCUAUCUGCUGGGGGUGCGCUACCUGACACUCACCUUCACCUGCAACACGCCCUGGGCAGAGAGUUCCGUCAAGUUUGAACACCACUUCUACACCAACGUCAGUGGGUUGACAAGCUUCGGUGAGAAGGUGGUAGGGGAAAUGAAUCGCCUGGGCAUGAUGGUGGACUUGUCCCAUGCGUCAGACGCCUUGGUGCAACAAGUGCUGAAGGUAUCAAGGGCUCCUGUGAUCUUCUCCCACUCAGCUGCCAGGGCUGUGUGCAACAAUUUGCUGAACGUUCCAGAUGACAUCCUACAACUUCUUAAAAAGAAUGGUGGCAUUGUGAUGGUGACGCUGUCCAUGGGGAUUUUACAGUGCAACCUGUUUGCCAACGUGUCCACUGUGGCAGAUCACUUUGACCACAUCAAGGCAGUCAUUGGAUCUGAGUUCAUCGGGAUUGGUGGAAAUUAUGACGGGUCUGGCCGGUUCCCUCAGGAGCUGGAGGAUGUAUCCACAUACCCGGUUCUCAUAGAAGAGUUACUGAGGCGUGGCUGGAGUGAGAAGGAGCUUCAGGGUGUCCUUCGUGGAAAUCUGCUGCGAGUCUUCAGACACGUGGAACAGGUGAGAGAUGCAAACAGUGGCCAGAACCCUGCAGAGGAUGAGUUUCCAGACAGGCAGGUGGGCAGGUCCUGCCACUCCCACCUCAUGACUUCGCUUCAGCAUGAACACCUGGCCACACACCUGGAUGUGACCAAGCGGCCAAGCAAUCAUAUUCUCCAGAGUCCCCCAAAAGCCUCCCCACACUUUGUCCUAGGCUUCAUGGCUACUGCCACCUUCUCAACCCUCAUUCUGUGGCUCUGGUGACCUGGUCAGUUCCCCAGAGGUCACCUUAGGAGUCUCACAAAGUCCCCCUCCUAGUCAUCCAGGCACAAGCAUAUGCUAAGA
This is a messenger RNA of Eptesicus fuscus (big brown bat), 1539 nucleotides long. RefSeq names its product dipeptidase 3. Gene Ontology annotation, biological process: proteolysis. Bases 1 to 1458 code for a protein of 485 amino acids. Gene Ontology annotation, molecular function: metallodipeptidase activity. The transcript is spliced from 10 exons. The record is from RefSeq and is a predicted model, not a curated record. Lineage: Eukaryota; Metazoa; Chordata; Mammalia; Chiroptera; Vespertilionidae.